GGGAGCUGGCGACCCUUUAUAUAGACGGCAAAGCCCUGCUUUACGACAUAGGUGCCCCUGGCAGUUACCUACGUGGAAUACCUACCUUGGAAUUUGGAAUGUGGCUACGAUAGAUCAUUAUGCGAGGAGAGUCGGCUUGCAAAGGCUUAUGCGUCUUCUCAAUUUUUUUCUUUCUCCUUUUUUUUUCUUUCAAGACAGUGCAACGCAGACUGAUCCGGCUAAGUAAAUGGGUUUUAUUUUGGGGACAGAACACGUUGGGUUUUCAUGCAGUACUUAGUUUCCCGCUUUUUCACGCGGGGGCUACAGAUGCUUGGUAUUGUGGGAUAAGAUCUGUACCUGCCUAAUCUUGGGUAGUCCAGGAACUGAAGCAUCCUUGAAUGAGAUAGUUAUAUGAUAUU
Daldinia caldariorum is the source of this 398-nucleotide messenger RNA. RefSeq lists its product as uncharacterized. NCBI's taxonomy places the organism in Eukaryota, Fungi, Ascomycota, Sordariomycetes, Xylariales, Hypoxylaceae. The record is from RefSeq and is a predicted model, not a curated record. The coding region runs from base 120 to 344 and encodes 74 amino acids. The transcript is spliced from 2 exons.